This is a messenger RNA of Owenia fusiformis, 3254 nucleotides long. The record is from the annotation of a GenBank genome assembly. Lineage: Eukaryota; Metazoa; Annelida; Polychaeta; Sabellida; Oweniidae.
GAAAUAGAUCACUGUGACAUGCACUAAUGUUUGUUCAGUUUGUAAAUUGAUACCACUUUCAAAUAAACACAAUGACUACAAGCUGACAAGAGACCAUAUUUUAAACAUCAGAACAUUGUGAAACACAGCCGCAAAAGCAGAAAAUUACUUAAUAAAAGGGUUCCAUUCAUGCCUGAUAAAGAACAUGGCAUCACAAGGACACAAUUGCACAGCAGUAGUUGUUUCAGUAGUCCUAACCAUACUCCUGCAUAGUCAUGGCCUAUCAACUAUGCUUCUUCAUGGUAGAGCUGAAAGGGACAUUGGGCAGACCAGCUAUAGCACUAGAAACAACUUUACUGGAGACAACACUCUUCAUGAACAUCUCCAACAAAAUAAAGAUGAUAAUUCAAAACAACUUUUAGAACAGACUGGCAAUGUUGAAAAAGUACAUUCUAAUUUGUGCCCAGGGGAGUGCACAUGUAACACUAACAGUGAGAAUCAAGGGUUAUAUGUAGAUUGUAGGGCAAGAUCAUUAAAUGCAAUUCCUCGGCUGCCCAGAAACACACGCAUUGUGGACCUUUCUCACAACAGAAUUGCUGAUAUUACACCAGGAAUAUUUGCUGGGCUUGAACAACUGUCUGUUAUCAACAUUCAAAGUAAUGAAAUACAAUAUCUUACAAAUGAAACUUUUGGUUCUAUUCCAAAUUUGACAAGACUUAUCCUGAGUGAUCUCAAACUGAAACGUAUAGCUGAAUGCACAUUUUGUAAAUUGGAUAAUCUACGGGAAUUAGAUUUAAGCUAUAAUCGCCAUCUGACAAUGCGAAUGACUUCACCUUUAGUCAAAGCCUUUAAAGGAAUAUCAAGGAAGAUAGAAUCGCUAAACAUAGCAAGAGUAAACAUAAGGAAUGAUAGGAACACAUUUGUUCUGCAAAGGCACUUUUUCAAAGGUUUGCAAUCUACAAAACUUAAAACACUGGAUAUCAGUGGAAAUAAUUUAGCAAUAUUAAUGCCAGGAUUUAGCUUUAAUCUCAAUUCUAUAGAACAUAUUAAAAUAGCCAUGAACUAUAUUGUUAAUAUACCAUAUAUAGACAUUUUGACAAUUUCAAAGACCAUACGUACAUUUGAUGCUAGUUACCAAUCCUACCCAAGAGAUAGAAAUAUGGGGCCUCUUCAAAUACGUUCUCGUAAGAAGAGAGACGUUCUUCAGAUGCCUUUGAUAUUUCCAAAGAAACUACAAAAGAGAGAUUCUCAAGCAUUGUUUGAACAUUGCUCAGAAAUGUGGCCAGCGCCACCACAUUUGGAGGAGCUUUAUCUUCAUCAUUUAAGCCGUGGCAUUGACGCAGUCCACAGAUACACUUGUCUUGGUGACAAUUCAUUGAGGAUUGCAGAUAUUUCAUUUGCUAACAUUUUCAAAUGGAACGGUCCAAUUAUUGGAUUGAACAAGCUGCAAUAUCUUUACAUGCAAGGAAAUUUCUUCAAUUAUUUUGCUCUAGAUGGUUUUGACUAUCUUCCACGUUUAGAGGCCUUAUAUUUGAGCCAGAACAACAUGGGGAAUUUGGUGAUAAACCAUGAUUCAGAAGGACGUUUAUUUGCCAAUCUGACAACAAUGAAAACCUUAGAUAUCGCAGCUAAUAAUAUUGAAUAUAUGUCGGAGAAUGCCAUAUUUAACAUGGUAAAUCUGUCAAAUUUAAAUAUGAGUUUUAAUCAAAUAUAUAACUUCUCUCUCGAUUUAUCAAGACACAAUAACAUUAAAAACAUUAACUUGUCUCAUAAUGAAAUACAUUUGAUUGCGGCAAAACAAAGACAAAUGCUGGAUGAUUUAAAAAAACGUACAAACUACACACUUGAUCUAACUGGGAAUGCAUUAACAUGUGGCUGUGGUGAAUCUUUGUUAUCACUUAAAUGGAUGACAGCUUUGGAAAGGCGGGAAAUGUUCCCAGGUUUCUUUGAGUACAAAUGCGUUUUUGACAAUGGUUCUGUUUUGGCUUUUGAUCAGAUAAAUGUAGAGGAACUUUGGAAUGAUUGCCACAGGGUUGACAUGACACCAUAUGUUAUCAGUGGUUCUUUAUUGCUCUGUAUUAUAAUGGUUCUUGCAAUUGGAAAGCUUGUGCAUUACAAUAGAUGGACCUUACGAUAUUGGUACUAUGUCCUCCGGAAGUCAUACAGACAAAAACGACUCAUGGAAAUGCAUAAUGAAGUCAUCAUUGAAUAUGAUGCAUUUGUGUCAUUUCAUGCUGAUAGCACACAAUGGGUUGUUGAUGAUCUUUGUUCAUUUGAACGUGACAAUGACUUCCAAUUCUGUAUUCAUUUAAGAGACUGGAUGCCAGGGACCUACAUCCAGGAAAACAUAGUUCAGUCAGUAGAUAAAAGUCGUAAGACAUUGCUCUUGGUCACAAAAGAGUUUUCCACGAGUCAGUAUUGUUUGUAUGAAAUGUACAUGGCAAGAAAUGUUCUUUUUGACAAAGGGGUUGAUGUUUUAGUGCUUAUUCUACUCGACCCAGCUGAGGUCAUUCUAGCUCAGCCAAUAAACAAAGUGUUGAAACAUUUGAUUCAGAGGAAAAGUUAUAUUCAAUGGCCAGGAACUCAUUUCUGGUCUAAUCUCAAGGCUGCAUUAGCUCAAGAUGAAGUUAGACCCCUAACUGCUUAAGAUGGGCAAAGUCUGACAACUUUUGGACCUUUAUGUGUAUUAACGCUUUGGAUGAUCAAGCUCCCCUAUUUAAAAAAGUCCAAUAUACGCAGAUCAGAUCUCAUCAGAACUACCUUGCCUCCAUCCUCUUCUCCAUUCUCAUGAUGUUCUCUGUUCAGACGAACACAUAUUAUAUACUUCACAACUUAUUGGUUGGAGUUAUCUUGUUGUACAUGUACUAUAUUCUUACUACUCUCCACAUUAGGUGAUACAUGUAUGUUAUCCAAAUACUCUUUAGACUUAAACUCUUAGACAUUUUACCACAAAGCCAUUUCACCUCAGAUUGUCACCCUAGGAUGUUUUGUCCCAGGAUAUUAAUUACUCCACCUUGAUGUAUCCCCCUCCAAAUAAAGUAUAUAAACCUUUUUGAAAAUUAAUUUUAAGAGAAUACAUGUAGAUGAAUAUAUAGAUGUAUUGGGUAUUUGGUUUGAUAAAACAUAAAAAUCAGACGAUGCUGGCCUUCAGGAGCAUCACUCUGCCAACCAAUGAGAGCACAGACCAUGAUAGUGCAAUAACCUUUUUGUAACAUACUCAUACUUAUAUUGAGUCCCAAAAAAUGCAAUGAUCUCUUACAAAUAUUUAACAUCCA